GUCCAGAACGUCAAAGUCGCGGAAGCCGCACGAACCACCCCACAUGCCAUUCCCGCUGCCCCGUCAUACACGCUAAUGUUAUCGCGUUAUCGUUCGGUUAUCCACCACUAUCGACCGUUCGCUACGUCACUGCUCGAAUUGCGCCCGGCUUAUGGUCCGGAGUGGAGGAAGCUCAUCUGAAGCUCAUCUCAGCCUGCCAUCGCAUUCGUCUUCUUUCCAUCACCACAUCCCUGAUUCCCUAAUUGAUUUCAUCCCUAAUUGUAACUACCUCUGACGCAAGAUCAGGGACAACGACGACCUUUUAUACAUACAACUACAUCACCGCGCCAAAAACAUCGCGCAAUCCGUCGCAUACGAGCGAUUUCCCCAAAUCCCGAUAAAAAUAACAUAAACCACGAUGUGGCCCUUUGGCAGCAGCAACUCAGACAAGCCGGCGCCGCCCAAGCAGUCUCCUCCAGAAGUCAGCCCUCUACAAGACAAGGUAGAGAAGAAGGUUGUCGACGUCAAGAACGCCGUCCAUGACGAGUUCGACCCCAAGAAGCUGCCCGCGCGGUCAAAGCUCCCCGACGGUCUCCAGAAGAUAAUCGAAAAGACUGACAAGGACGACUUCUACGACGAUCUCUACGAGGGCUACGUUCCUCCCUCGACCGACUCCAACGUCCGUUACGCCGCCUACGCCGCCCGCUCCCGCACCAUCCUCCUUUCCGCGCACCGCUAUGUCGCCUACACCUCCGACAUCGGCGAGUCCUUCCGCCCCGUCGCGCACCCCUGGCUCGUCCGUGGUGCCUACGCCGUCUCGUGGGCUUACAUCCUCGGCGACGUCAGCUACGAAGGAUACAAGGCGUACUGGCACAACCGGCGGGUGCUGGACCCCAACGUCGAGCUGACAUCGCGCCAGCAGCGCAUUUUGGGUCUGAUCGAUGAGAACGGCGCCAAGAAGCUGGAGGACGACAAGCCGACGCCGGGAAAGAUCACGCCGCUGGAGGACUGGCGCACCGUGAUGGCGCAGCGGGCUAUCUUCCAGAGCGUGGCCAGCAUGGGUCUGCCUGCGUUUACGAUCCACAGCGUGGUGCGGUACAGCGGUCGCGCGCUGAAGGACGUGAAGAACAAGACGAUCCGGACUUGGGGUCCCAUCGGUCUCGGUCUGGCAAUUGUGCCUUUCCUGCCCACUUUGUUCGAUAAGCCGGUUGAGAAUGCGGUCGAAUGGGUCUUCCACAAGGGCUUCGAGACGUUUGGCGGCAAGGAGGCUGUUGGACACGCGCCACUUAUUGGAAGAGAAAGGACGCUGAGCGAGAAGCCUACUCCUCACAAGGAGAAGGGGGAGUAAGCGGAAUAGGGAAUGGAUGAAGGGAUGCAUAGGAGGAUCGAAGAUGAUACCCUCAUUGACACAUCUGUUGUAUAUAACCAGGCGGUACAGGAGUCACCACUCUAAGAGACUGUUCCCUUGCGCUCUUGCAGUGUAUUAUAGGUACUCUUG
This is a messenger RNA of Neurospora tetraspora, 1477 nucleotides long. Its product is annotated as mitochondrial 18 KDa protein-domain-containing protein. Gene Ontology annotation, cellular component: mitochondrion. The record is from RefSeq and is a predicted model, not a curated record. Gene Ontology annotation, biological process: mitochondrial fission. The transcript has 2 exons. NCBI's taxonomy places the organism in Eukaryota, Fungi, Ascomycota, Sordariomycetes, Sordariales, Sordariaceae. The coding region runs from base 398 to 1327 and encodes 309 amino acids.